AUCUUCCCCACAAAUCCGCAUCCGAUAUAAACACCGAGAAAGAGAGACAAAAAUUUGAUCAACCCUCGACACAUUGUAAUUUCUUCAGAGAAAAGGUAAUCAAUUCUUGAAAAGAAAGGAUUUAGCGGUUGAUGAGAGAGAAUGGCAUUCUUUUCAAAUAAAAACAAUGUGGAUCUGGAGAAGGGAAACGGGCAGCUGUACCCGGGCAUGCAAGAGAACCCUCAGCUGCGAUGGGGAUUCAUCCGUAAAGUUUAUUCCAUACUCUGCGUGCAGUUGCUCAUCACCUUUGGGAUUGCCAUUGCCAUGACUCUUAUUCAACCUGUUCGUCAUUUCCUCCGCACGCCCGCCGGCCUCUACACCAUGAUCGCCGCCAUCAUUCUUACCGUUAUACUGUGCUUGAUGAUGAGUUGCUUAAGUCAGAAACAUCCAUGGAACUAUAUUCUUUUGUUUCUCUUCACCUUCGCUAUGGCAUUCAUGGUAGGGGCUUGUUCCUCUCAAAGAAAAGGUGACGCGGUGUUGAUGGCUGCCGGUCUGACUCUACUUGUGACUGUUGGCCUCACAGCGUUCACAUUUGCUGCUGCAAAACGAGGCGCAGACUUCAGCUUCAUGGGGCCUUUCUUGUUCUGUGCUAUCUUGCUGCUCAUGGCCUUUGGCAUCAUUAGGAUCAUUUUCCCUCUGGGGAGAAUCGGGGAGCAGGUGAUCGGGUGCGUGGGGGCGCUGGUCUUCUCCGGCUUCAUAAUCUAUGACACGGACAAUCUGAUCAAGCGCUUCAACUACGAUCAGUACAUCGAUGCAGCAUGCUGUCUGUACAUGGACAUAGUGAAUCUGUUCUUGUACAUUCUUGCUAUUUUUGGAGAUGAUUGAAGACCUCAUUUCCAACUAGGAACAAGAUUGUUCUUUUGGGAUCAAGAGAAGUUGUGGAGUCACUGAGGAAACCUAUAUGCUCAAGAUUCCAUCUUUGAUCUGAAGAAAAAUUAAGGGGUUGAGAAAGGGUGUUUCUUUUUUUUAAAAUAUUGUGUUUCAAGAAUGGUUUAUAUGUGUGGAAGGUGUGUUUGCUUUCUCCUACAGCCAGUUAUGUGAAUAUCUGAAUUUGUAGAUUUUCUUAAAUUCAGAAAUUAUUUUGAUAAUUACAAUAUGUUUUUAGUUA
Molecule: messenger RNA, 1147 nt
Organism: Salvia miltiorrhiza (redroot sage)
Lineage: Eukaryota; Viridiplantae; Streptophyta; Magnoliopsida; Lamiales; Lamiaceae
Product: protein LIFEGUARD 4-like
Exons: 4
Coding region: 142-864 (240 amino acids)
Cellular component (GO): membrane
Source: RefSeq, a predicted model, not a curated record